UUGACGUUGGCGCACCACUAGCAACAUUUUUUAUCACACUCGAAAAUCGUGGAUUUGUGAGCGCGCGUGUUCACGUUGGUGUGGUGCUGUGUAACCGUGUAUUUCGGUCGAUAAAACAAUCAUGGGUGUCCCAGCUGGAAACGCUGAAAAUGGAAAGAAGAUCUUUGUGCAGAGAUGCGCUCAAUGCCACACCGUUGAAGCUGGUGGCAAACACAAAGUAGGACCAAAUCUACAUGGCUUCUUUGGCCGAAAGACUGGUCAAGCCCCUGGAUUCUCAUACUCAGAGGCCAACAAAGCUAAAGGUAUCACUUGGGGUGAGGACACUCUCUUCGUGUACCUGGAGAACCCCAAAAAAUACAUCCCUGGAACAAAGAUGGUGUUUGCCGGUCUCAAGAAGGCCAACGAGCGUGCGGAUCUUAUUGCCUACUUAAAGGAAGCCACCAAGUAAAAGCAAUAGUUUGCCUAGGAAAUUUAAACAUGAAAUGUGCAUUCCAUGAAAUGGAAUGCGUAUUUUUAGCCCAAUCAGUAUCGUUGUAAUAUUUAUUUUAUUCUUAGUUUCAAAGAAAUAUCUGUGUUACUAAUCACUACCGUUUUCAUAGUUAAGCGAUGUAUGUUGGUGUUUACAUGUUUUAAUGUAUGACAAAAUUAUUUGAAUGACAUUGUUGUGUAUAGAAAUAAAUUAAAUAACAGAUCCAAGAACUUUUUCAUUUUAUAAAAACGUACACCUAUACACUGUUUUAUAAAUUAAUCCAAUACAUUGCUAUGUAAGAAUGAAAAUGUUACCAAUAAAUAUACUUAUAUUAAUAAGUAAUAAAUAGAUUUUUUGGAUU
Aricia agestis (brown argus) is the source of this 830-nucleotide messenger RNA. RefSeq names its product cytochrome c. Gene Ontology annotation, molecular function: heme binding; electron transfer activity. Bases 122 to 448 code for a protein of 108 amino acids. Lineage: Eukaryota; Metazoa; Arthropoda; Insecta; Lepidoptera; Lycaenidae. The transcript is spliced from 4 exons. Gene Ontology annotation, biological process: mitochondrial electron transport, cytochrome c to oxygen; mitochondrial electron transport, ubiquinol to cytochrome c. The record is from RefSeq and is a predicted model, not a curated record. Gene Ontology annotation, cellular component: mitochondrial intermembrane space.